ACACUGAGACCAGAAAGGAAGGCUCCCCUCUAACUAUCUCUUUCUUUGCAAGAAACAAGAUCUUGAUCUUUGGACUGCUAGAAGAGACAGCUCUGGCCGCCUUUUUGUCCUACUGCCCAGGCAUGGGGUUGGCCUUACGAAUGUACCCACUCAAGGUCACAUGGUGGUUCUGUGCCUUCCCCUAUAGUCUCCUUAUCUUCAUCUAUGAUGAGGUCCGAAAACUCAUCCUGCGGCGCUAUCCUGGUGGCUGGGUCGAGAAGGAGACAUACUACUGAGCUGAGCAGAGGAUGAACCAGGCACCAAACAGAUAGGGGUGCCCUGUUGGGGGGUGGGAAAGGGUGGGUACAUCUGAGAUAAAGUUGUGGGAGGGUUGUAGGGAGGUGGGAGGGCAGCCCAGCCAACUGAGGUUUGGGCCAGGGUAGGAUAGGAAUGGGGUGUAGGGUGAUUGCCCUGUAGACCUAACUGUGAAAAAUCAGUCUAGACACUAAAUGUUGGGAUCCCCUCCCCAGGUCCUACCCCUACUGUGUUCAUCUCUCCUGCUCUUCAUGGAGGUUUGGAACCAUUCUAGCCUCCAUAACUCCCCAUAGAGAUCAGGUUGCAAUGGCAGAGGAAUCUAUGAGUCUGAGGAUAAUGCCCAGGCUUGGAGAGGAGAGAAAACCGUUUAGGUCCUCAGUGACCUAGUGCCAUUCUGUUAUCUCACCUCACUCCAUUCCCUGUUACCACCUAUUCAUUUUCUCUCCAACCAACUCUGUCCUCAAUGGUCCCCACUUCCCUGGCCCAGACCUCAAAACCACCAUCUACUUCUGCUAGUGCGAAACGGGAGUGUGUGAAACAGGAGCCUAAGAACAGGUCUUCCCCAUAGGGACUCCACACGUAGGGAACAAUAUGAAACAGGUAGAAAUGCUCUAAAUCAGAGAGAGACAAGGCCAAAUAGAGAACAAAGGAGAGGGAGGAACAGAAAGGGGAUAGCUAGGAGGGGUAAGAUCAGCCAUCAGUUGUUGAAAGAAACAGAUGAGGAAUCAGAUUGCAAGAGAUGGUGACGGUGGCUUUUGAAGCAUUUUGACAUUUUUAUCAAUAAGCCUUGCCCCAGAUGUGUCUCUGUUGUAGACGAGGACAGGACCCAAUCAGCAGACAUCCAAAUUCUAAUUCUUGAAAAAAUAGUGACAGAUAAUGCUAAAAAAAAAAAACAAAAAAAAACAGCACAGGAAGUUGCAACUCAGAUACCAACUACACCAUGAUCCAGGUGUUCCCAGCAAACUGUAGGAGUUAAAUUAAUGUGCACAAAAGGGCAACUACAACUUCUCCCUCAUAGUGUCCUUUGGGAUGGGAUGCUGAGUCUUCAAGAGCCUCCUAAUUGUGUGGAAGAAAGAAUUUACCAGGUCACUAUUCCCUUUGAAACAAUUUAUGCCCUGUCAUGGUAAAUGUGCCUGGCAUGGCCAACCUAGCCCUCAAGAAGAAAAAGCCCACGUUUUCAGAAUCAAAUUGUGACCCCAAAGACUCAAACUUCUUUGACAAUCCAAGGCAGGCUAAAGGGGUAAAACCACCAUGCCCUUCGGUUUCUAGGAAUGCAAGGCAAUUUCUGCCCAGACAAAUGCCUUUCACAUAGUCUGAACACUCAUCAACACUUAGCAUUAUACAAUCUCCACAAAACGGAGGGAUCACUUCAGAUCCCUACCAUAAUUGAACUCCUUUCCCAUACAACUACCAACCUAGUACUUUCACUCUCUGGGCACUUUUAUCCUCUUUUCCAACUCUAGCUCAAGGAGCAAAGGGUAUGCCCUAUAGAAAGCACUGAGCAAGUGAGAGAGACCAAUGGGGGAAAAGAAAGGAAGAGUGGCUAUAAAGGGAUAAAAACUUAUUAGUAAGGUAAGGAAGAGAAACAGAUAUAGAGCAAAUCCCAUAACAAAAUCCCAGUUGACCGUCCAUAUUCUUGAGUUGUACCAGUUAAUUUUUUUAUUAGAAGUCGCCUAAGGCUUAAAAAUCUUGUCUAUGAAAAACCGCCUUAAUUUGAACCCUACAAGUUUGGAAUUAAUGAAAAUUCAGACAAAAAAUUUUUCAUUAUCUAUGGGAAAAAAGAAUUUCCUAAGAAAAAUUAAAUGAGAGCAUAAGCAGGAUUAUUGGGGGGCAUAUUUAGUAGUCAAAGCAAAUUAUAGCCACUUAGGAGCAUUUAUUUACAAUGAAUUACUAUGAACGUGCUAAUUAAUUACAAAUGAUUUUUAUCUAUUCAUUAAAGAAACAUCCAGACUUGGUGAGCCUUUGUUGCCUUUAGUUUGAGUCACUGUAUGUACUUUAAAAACAAUAAAAAUAUAUUUCCUUUUUAAAAAAAAA
Gracilinanus agilis (Agile Gracile Mouse Opossum) is the source of this 2328-nucleotide messenger RNA. Its product is annotated as sodium/potassium-transporting ATPase subunit alpha-2-like. The record is from RefSeq and is a predicted model, not a curated record. The transcript is spliced from 3 exons. NCBI's taxonomy places the organism in Eukaryota, Metazoa, Chordata, Mammalia, Didelphimorphia, Didelphidae. Gene Ontology annotation, molecular function: P-type sodium:potassium-exchanging transporter activity. Gene Ontology annotation, biological process: intracellular sodium ion homeostasis; sodium ion export across plasma membrane; intracellular potassium ion homeostasis. The annotation marks the transcript as partial.